UGAUGAUAAGAGUUGCCUCCAACGACAAAACUGGCCAGCUUUUAAGGGGGCCAAAAGAAUCCUACCAAUCUUACUAAUUUUUUUUUUUUUUUUUUGUUUCUUUAGCCUUCAUAUAUAAAACUCAAACCCCCCACUAGGAGAAGACUUUAUAUAUAAUUAUGCGAUAAUUCUUUUUUAUUAUUUCUUGUCAACGAAGACGACCCACGUCUGGUUCUUCUUUCCUCUGCACAAAAUAAAUUUUCUUGCUUAUUACAUUACAGGACCAUUUCUCCAUUGUCUCCAAUAAGGGUGGUUUCCAAAUUUUAUUAUUGUUGCUACUUUCUUUCUUUUCUUUCUUCGCUCUUAGCUUUAUAAGUCUCUAAUAUGUGCUUUUCCCUUCAAUCAUUUAUCUCCCCUCUUAAACAACAUCCUUCCUUUAUUUUAUGCACUGAAAUGAACUGGCAGCAUCUUUGCUUGGAUUAUAAGUUCCUAUAAAAGCAUGCACCGCUCUUCUUUUACUUUUUGCUCUUGAAUAAUUCCUCCAAGAUUUAAUCACUAUAGUUUCCUGAAAGAAUGGGAAGGCAACCUUGCUGUGAUAAGAUUGGUCUCAAGAGAGGUCCAUGGACUAUUGAAGAAGAUCACAAGCUCAUGAACUUUAUCCUUAAUAAUGGUAUUCAUUGCUGGCGAAUGGUUCCUAAGCUUGCAGGUCUGCUACGAUGUGGAAAGAGCUGUAGACUGCGAUGGAUUAAUUAUCUGAGGCCUGAUCUUAAGAGAGGUGGUUUCACAGAAAUGGAAGAGAAUCAGAUUAUUCAGCUUCAUUCGCGACUUGGCAAUAGGUGGUCUAAGAUUGCCUCUCAUUUUCCUGGCCGUACCGACAAUGAAAUCAAGAACCACUGGAACACCCGAAUCAAGAAGAGGCUAAAGCAACUUGGUUUAGACCCUCUUACUCACAAACCUAUUGGGAAAAUAGAAAAGGUUCUUACUGAUGAGCCAAUUCCUGAAGAGUCUAACUCGUCGAGUGUUGGACAAGUUGAUAAAGCCAAAAAUGAGUUGAUGGUAAGAACAGAAGACAAAAGAGAGACACAAGAGUCAGCAUUGGAUAACAAUCAAGCGUUGAGUAGCGGAAGCAUGGAUUUUGGUUCAUGGGUUGAUGAAAUAGAAAAACAUGUUUCUUCUAGUUCUUCAUUGUCUGUCGAAGAAUCUAACAAUCCUUCCAUUGGUGAAUCUCCUUCAGUUCAAGAUGAUUGCUCCUUGCAACAGUGGCUUGAUAGUGUUGAUUCUAUUCUUCCAUGGGAUAGCUUCGCCCACCUAGGUGAUGAUAUUUUCUUUCCGGGGAAUAAUUCCCAAUGUAACAAACCAAAUUCUUUCCCUAAGUAUUCUUAAUUAUUUCAUCAUCAAGUAACAAACAUGUUUUCUUUAAAAGAAGAAGAAAAAAAAAAAACAUCAACUCAUGAGUACUGUGACUGACGAGUGCUAGCACUUUUUUUUCUGCUCUUUCUUUGUUAGUCUGAUUAAAAUUUGUUUUUGUUUCAAUGUAAGUUCUUGUUCUUUCACUGUCAUAAGGAUUGAGAUUGUAAGAAAAAUGACAUAAAGUAGUGGGACAAAAAAGCUGUUGAAGCUUGACCUUUUUAGCUAUAUAUUUCUCUGUAUCAAUUAUAUCAUAUUUCAUAAUGUAGUGUGGUCUCUUUCUCUUAA
This is a messenger RNA of Ricinus communis (castor bean), 1674 nucleotides long. RefSeq names its product myb-related protein 315. NCBI's taxonomy places the organism in Eukaryota, Viridiplantae, Streptophyta, Magnoliopsida, Malpighiales, Euphorbiaceae. The coding region runs from base 553 to 1362 and encodes 269 amino acids. The record is from RefSeq and is a predicted model, not a curated record. The transcript has 3 exons.